AUGGUGCCCGCCCACCCCUGGUACGUUUGUGUGACCGUGCUGCUGCAGAUGCCCAGAGAUUGUGGCCAGUUCUGUGGCAUCCUGCUUCUGGGAUCCUGGUUAUUGAGUGUUCUUGUUUCUCUGUUACAUGACUUAUUGAUUUUGCGACUCUCUUUUUGCACAGAUCAGGAAAUCUUUCACUUUUUCUGUGAACUUAAGCAGGUGAUCCAACUUGCUUGCUCUGAUACCUUCCUCAAUGACCUGGUAAUGUAUUUGUCAAGUGGACUUCUGGGUGUUGUUCCACUCACUGGUAUCCUCUCCUCUUACUCUAGAAUUGUAGCCUCCAUUUUGAGAAUUUCAUCAGUGAGGGGCAAGUAUAAAGCAUUUUCCACGUGUGGGUCUCAUCUCUCAGUUGUGUUCUUGUUCUAUGGUACAAGCCUUGGUGUGUAUUUUAAUUCUGCAGCUUCACAAAACUCCAGCACAGGUGCCAUAGCCUCAGUCAUGUACACGGUGGUGAUGCCCAUGCUGAACCCCUUCAUCUAUGGUCUCAGGAACAGAGACAUCAAGCAAGCCCUGAGAAAGCUCUUUAGCCGAGAAACAUUGUCUGCAUUUCAGACCACAGUCCUCAUGAACCAUUAUAGGCUAACCAGUGCCAUCACCUCAGAGCCUUUGGGUUGUGUUGGAGGAAAAUGUAAUGUCAUUGUCAUUUUACAGAUUUCUGUCCGGUGUAAAUGGUUCCAUCAAUUGAAGAUCUGGGUCAGUGAACAGUCUCAGGACCGAUAG
Messenger RNA from Puma concolor (puma), 762 nucleotides. NCBI's taxonomy places the organism in Eukaryota, Metazoa, Chordata, Mammalia, Carnivora, Felidae. The record is from RefSeq and is a predicted model, not a curated record.